AUGGUUCGAAAUUUGGAAAAUGACGCUACUGCUCAAGAUGCAUGGAACAAAAUCAAAACAAAAUUUCUUAACAAUAAGGGAUCACGUGCUGAUGCCCUUGAACAAGAAUUUUCUAAUCUCACCUUGGCUACGUGUUCAUUGAUGGUAGCCUAUUGUCAUAAAUUAAAAAAUCUAGCAGACCAAAUGGAAGAUGUUGAAAAUCCUGUCCUUGAAGCAAGACUUGUUUUGCGUAUGGCUUGUGGGUUACCACCAAAAUUUGAUGUCGUUGGGGCAUAUAUCAAUCAAAGGUCUCCAUCAUGUGAGACGGCUCAUAGCAUGCUGCAACUGGAAGAACACCGACAAACAUCUAGGCAAAAUCAAACUCAUACAGUCAUCACUGCUUCUUCUGUUGACCGAUCAUUUCAAAACUCACACUCUUUCAAUGUGGUCAGACUCCUAACUUCAAUAACUACUUGGGGUAGAGGUGCAGGCAUCCGCGGUCGAUGUCCACCUGGUUAUGGCCGUGGCGGAAGUUUACGGGGUCGUAGAGGUUGA
Lactuca sativa (garden lettuce) is the source of this 534-nucleotide messenger RNA. Lineage: Eukaryota; Viridiplantae; Streptophyta; Magnoliopsida; Asterales; Asteraceae. The record is from RefSeq and is a predicted model, not a curated record.